AUGACGACCACCGGAGAUAGCACAUAUGUGUUCCCUUACCCUGCGCAGGGGCACAUCAUGCCACUUCUGGACCUAACCCAAAAACCUCUCUCCUCACCCCCACUUCUUUCCAAACACCCUUCCAUCCACACUCUCGUCUUGCCUUUCCCUGCGCACCCUUCCCUCCCCCAUGGCGUAGAGAAUGCCAAAGACAUGCCUUUUGUUGGCAUUCGUGCUAUAAUACACGCCUUGGGUGAACUCUACAAUCCUCUCCUAGAGUGGUUCCAGAACCACCCUUCGCCGCCGGUGAUCAUCGUCUCCGAUUUCUUAUUGGGGUGGACCCACCACCUUGCUUGCCAGCUCGGUAUUCGGCGAUUCAUGUUCUCUCCUUCUAGUGCUGUGUUCUUGUCAGUUUUUGAUUCAAUGUGGAGAUACCAGCCGAAGAGAGACGAUCCAAAUGAUGAGAAGGCUUUGAUCAAGUUUCCAAGAGUACCAAAUUGUCCAAUUUACCCUUGGUGGCAGCUCCCUGUCACGUAUCGUAGCUACGUGGAAGGAGACCCUGUUUCGGAAUUCAUCAAAGAUGGGUUUUUGUCUAAUAUGGCGAGUUGGGGACUCGUGGUUAACUCGUUUAAUGAGUUGGAACGGGUUUAUUUGGACCAUCUAAUGGAGAUAUUGGGCCAUGAUCGGGUUUGGGCUGUUGGGCCAUUACUCCCUCCUAUUGAUGAUCAAUCUGGCCUAAUUGAGAGAGGUGGGUCCAGCUCUGUGCUGCCAAGCCAUGUAUUGACUUGGCUUGACACGUGUGAAGAUCGCACGGUUGUGUAUGUGUGUUUUGGGAGUCAAGCACUGUUGACAAACAAGCAAAUGGAGGAGCUAGCACUAGGGUUGGAGAAAAGUGGGGUCAAGUUUAUAUGGUGCGUUAAGGAGCUCAUCAAAGGACACGUGGAGGGACAAUAUGGUGUGGUUCCAUCUGGAUUUGAAGAUCGUGUGGCAAAGAGGGGACUUGUUAUAAGAGAGUGGGCUCCACAGGUGUUGAUCCUGAGUCACCAAGCUGUGGGUGCAUUCUUGACUCACUGUGGGUGGAACUCGAUCGUAGAAGGAAUAUUUGCUGGGGUGCCAAUGCUAACUUGGCCCAUGGGGUCUGACCAGUUUGUAAGUGCAAAAUUGUUAGUGGAUGAGCUUAGGUUGGCAACUCGAGUUUGUGAGGGUGCUGAAGCUGUUCCGAACUCGGAUGAGUUGGCUCAGUCAUUAGUGGAUGUAGUAUGCAAGAACCGGGUUGAAUUGGUUCGAGUUAUAGAGUUGCGUGAGGCUGCAUUGGAAGCCAUUAAAGAAGGUGGAAGUUCAUCGAAAGAUUUGGAUGAUUUGAUCAGGCAUCUUUCGGAAGGUUAUUCAUGAGAAAUGAAUAAAUACUGUUAGCUAUUAAUUUUAAAUGUCCAAUCUAUCUAGACUCCCCCUUUUAAUUGUUUUUUAUAAGAAUAAUGUUAUAUGCACCAAUUAGUCCCCUAAUUAGUGUAUAUUGAUGAUGUGAUAUAAUUUAAAAUAUUUUUUAUA
Molecule: messenger RNA, 1527 nt
Organism: Camellia sinensis
Lineage: Eukaryota; Viridiplantae; Streptophyta; Magnoliopsida; Ericales; Theaceae
Source: RefSeq, a predicted model, not a curated record